Messenger RNA from Penicillium canariense, 1620 nucleotides. RefSeq names its product Alpha/Beta hydrolase protein. Gene Ontology annotation, molecular function: hydrolase activity. The transcript is spliced from 4 exons. The coding region runs from base 1 to 1620 and encodes 539 amino acids. The record is from RefSeq and is a predicted model, not a curated record. NCBI's taxonomy places the organism in Eukaryota, Fungi, Ascomycota, Eurotiomycetes, Eurotiales, Aspergillaceae.
AUGCAUGUCUUGUGGCUAGUACCCUUUACCACGGCGUGCGCAUUGGCGACCGUGGUAGAUCUUGGAUACACGUUACACAAUUCUACAGUAGUGAACGCCAUUGAUGGAUUUGCAUACUUAAAUUUCUCCAACAUUCGCUACGCCGCGGCACCCACAGGCGCGCAUCGCUUUCAGCUCCCGCAGCCGCCCAAAGUCGACCGCUCGGUUCAAAAUGGGCUGCCGGAUGUGAUAUGCCCUCAGGCUCAGCCAGCCUGGAUGAAUACAGCCUUCGAGGUGUUGAGCGGAGGGACACCCACUGGUGCCGACUGGGGAAACUUUACUGCGUCUGACAUUCCCCCGGCUGAUCCUCGUACCUCCGAAGACUGCUUGUUUCUUGAUCUUCUGGUACCGGAGACGACUUUUAGCAACAAGGAUACCGGAAAGAAAUCUCCGGUCCUCUUGUUCAUUCACGGCGGCGGGUUUGUGGAAGGUUCAAAGGCAGCAUAUGGGUAUGGAGACGGCCUGCUGGAAAGCGAUUUCUUGAAGAACCACGGCGACAUCAUCUAUAUUUCCAUCAAUUAUCGACUUGGAUUAUUUCGUUUUGCGCUGCAGUGGGUACAACAGUAUGUCCAUCUGUUCGGAGGUGACCCAGACAAUGUCACUAUCAUGGGUGAAUCCGCUGGAGGUGGUUCUAUCAUGAACCAUAUAACUGCCUACGAUGGCAAGGAUUCCGAGAAGCUCUUCAGCAAAGCCAUUGUCCAGAGUCCCUGGUCGCUCUACACGCCCAAAAUUACCCAGGAAGAAGUCUUAAAGUCGGUUCUCAGCACUGCAAAUGUGACUACUGUCGAGGAUCUACGCAAAAUAUCAUCAGAUUCACUUCAGACGGCGAACGCUCUGGUGGUCGGCAACGCUCGACCUUAUGCGACUUUUGCCUUCGGUCCUGUGGUCGACGGCUCAUUUGUUACCGACUUACCGUCUAGAUUGUUGGCAGAUGGAAAAUUCCGCUCCUCUGUGAAACUGAUGACCGGCCACAACUCUGACGAGGGGAUUUUCUUCGCAUCCCCCUACAUCAAGACAAAUGACGACUAUAAAAGCUAUCUCGCAGCUCUCUUUCGAACAUUGUCUCCCUCGCAAAUUGGCACAGUCAGUGAGCAGCUCUAUCCGGCCAAAUUUGAUGGCUCAUUCGGAUAUACGGACGAAUUGGGUCGUGUAAGCCUCACUCUAGCAGACGCGACAAUUGUUUGUAAUGCGCGAUACCUGGAUGAGGCAAUCCAUGAGAGCUAUGCGUACGAGUUCUCUGUUCCUCCGGGCAUCCAUUCUGCCGACCUUCCCUACACAUUCCACGACUCGAUGUCUGGAGUCGGGGUCAACGUUUCGCUAGCAGAGCUUAUGCAAGCAUACUUUACCGAAUUUUCUACGACGGGUUCGCCUGAUGGGCCAGGCCUGCCUCCUUUUCCCAAGGAUGCCGACUGGAUGGUACAAAAUUUCAACUCGACGAACUUCGGUCCCAUGAAAGAUCCGGCGUCGGCGAAAAGAUGCGCGUGGUGGCAGAUGGCGUUAGGUGAUGAGAGAGAGAGAGAGAGAGAGAGUUGCAAGCCCGGAAAUAGCUUCCGCCCACGGGGCUCUUCCUGGCGGCCGUAA